Dioscorea cayenensis subsp. rotundata (Guinea yam) is the source of this 2079-nucleotide messenger RNA. RefSeq names its product pentatricopeptide repeat-containing protein At2g21090. The coding region runs from base 84 to 1772 and encodes 562 amino acids. Gene Ontology annotation, biological process: RNA modification. The record is from RefSeq and is a predicted model, not a curated record. Gene Ontology annotation, molecular function: RNA binding; protein binding. The transcript has a single exon. NCBI's taxonomy places the organism in Eukaryota, Viridiplantae, Streptophyta, Magnoliopsida, Dioscoreales, Dioscoreaceae.
AGUGUUGGCCCGGUCUCCCAAUUUGAUGCGCUGAUGAAGCCGCUUGCGGCGGCGGCGCGCAUCCGCCAUCUACCAUCCCCUCAAUGCCCCACCCGUCCACCCCCACCGUCCGCCAGCGCCCUCGCUCCUGCCUGCUCGACGCCCUCCACCGCCACCUCUCUGCUGGCCACCUUGACCUCGCCGUCUCCAUUCUCCCUCUCCUCGCCCGCCGCGGCCUCCGCCCUCCCAUCCACUCCCUCUCCCUCCUUCUCCGCCGAUGCCUCCUCUCCCGUUCCCUCCCCCUAGCCCGCCGCAUCCUUUUCCAUCUCAACCUCACCUCCCUUAAGCCUCUUUACCCCUCCCUCACCUUCCUCUCCAACCAUCUCAUCUCCCUCUUCUUUGCCCUCCGUCUCCCCGACCGCGCACGCGACUUGUUCGACACAAUGCCUCAACCCAACAUCUUUUCCUACAACGCCAUGCUCGCUGGCUACGCCCGCAUGGCCAUGCCUCGCGCCGCUCGCCGCCUCUUUGACCGCAUGGCUGUACGUGAUGUUGUGUCCUGGAACACCCUCAUCAUCGCCCUUGCCCGCCAUGGCUCACCCCGUGACGCCGUUUGGUUCUACUCCCGGCUUCGCCGCUCUCCGCUUGGUUUCAACGCCCACACUUUUUCUGGUCUUCUUACUGCCUGCGUGCGGCUUGAGGAGCUGUGCGUUGUCCGGCAGGUGCAUGGGCAGGUUUUGCUUGUUGGAUUUUUGUCGAAUCUCAUAGUUUCAAGUGCUAUUGUUGAUGCCUAUUCGAAAUGUGGGUAUGUGAGCGAUGCAAAGAGGCUGUUUGAUGAAAUGAAGGUCAAGGAUGUGCUCGCCUGGACCACACUUGUCUAUGGUUAUGCCAAGUCUGGUGAUCUUAUCACUGCUCACAAACUGUUCGAUGAAAUGCCGCAGAGGAAUUCUGUUUCUUGGACUGCUUUGAUUGGAGGGUAUGUACAGAAUGGUUAUUCAUAUAAAGCAUUGGACUUAUUUAGACUGAUGGUGGGCGAGUGUGUUUCACCGGAUCAGUUCACUUUUAGUAGUAGUCUAUGUGCUUGUGCUUCUGUUGCUUCACUUAAGCAUGGGAAGCAAAUCCACGCUCGAAUAAUUAGGACAGGUUUUCAUCCUAAUGCUAUUGUUCUUAGUUCUCUCAUUGACAUGUACUCCAAAUGUGGGGAUUUGGUUGGAGGGCUAUGGGUUUUUGAGCGUACAGAUUUUAGUAAUAGAGAUGUGGUUAUAUGGAAUACCAUGAUGUCUGCUGUUGGCCAGCAUGGGCACAGGAGAGGCACCAUUCAAUUGUUUGGACUGAUGAUUAAGGUUGGGACAAAGCCAGAUAGUAAUACUUUUGUUGUUCUUCUAAGUGCUUGCAGUCAUUCUGGUCUUGUCGAAGAGGGUUUGGAGUGCUUCAGGUCCAUGGCCAAACAUGGUGUUUUUCCUGAAGAAGAGCACUAUCUGUGUUUGGUGGAUCUCUUGGGCCGAGCUGGGCAUUUUGAAGAGGCAAUGGAUUGGAUCAGGAAGAUUCCACAUGGACCCAGUAUCCGGGCAUAUAAUGCAUUGCUUGGAGCAUGUAGAAUUCAUGGGAAUGUAGAGUUAGGAAAAGAAGUAGCUGAACGAAUAAUGGAAUUAGAGACUUCAAGUUCAGGGAUUUAUGUAUCAGUUUCCAAUAUGCAUGCAGAAUCUGGAAGGUGGGAAUGUGUGGAGAAGGUGAGGCAUUUAAUGGAGGAGAAUGAAGUCAGGAAAGAACGAGCUGCAAGCUGGAUAGAUUGAUGAUUUUGUUCACUUAUUUGUGAAACUGGAUUGCUCAUAUCUCCUUCACAUGAAAGCAUAUAUACUUUCUACAAGCAACUGACUCUUCGAAUGGAGAAAAAUUUUUCGGUUGCAUGGAAAUUGAAUGGUGGUUUAUGCUUUUGUUCUCUUAAGUAUGUAUGUCAUACUUUUAGGGAACCAUACCAUUUAAUUGGUGCGUGAAAUUUUUUCUCCCCAACUUAGCUGGAGAUUAUAUAAGAAUGCUCUGAGAUCAUUCUUUAGGCAAAACCUCCUCCUGUUGCUGGGUUUUUUCAGUUGGGAGGGGGCU